AUGGGAUCCAAUACUUCAUCCACAGUUAAUCAAACCUCGCAAAAAGUCAGAGAUGUCCUCCUCCAUAGUCCUGUCAAUAAGAAGAAUAGAGUUACCAACUCUUCUGCUAGUGCUCAAAUGAGUAGGUCCUCUCCAACACUCACAUUGGAAGGAAGAGUGCUGAAACCAUGUUUAAAGAAGAAUACAAACUUGAUACAGAAUGCCUCACUUCCAGUCAUUUCCUCUCCAUCCAACAAUAACAGAAAGGCACUCUAUAAGAGUGUCAGUUCUGACAAUUUCACCACCAAUGAUGAAACAAUGACUGCACCAGCUGUUGAUAUUGAAUGUGAAUCGACAUGUUCUUCAUCCUCCUCUUCAAGCUCUGAUGAGCAACAAGUUAAAACAGCAUUGAACACUGUUGCCAAUGCCCAACAGCUAAAUAUGAAUCCAACAGAUAUUACCAAAUCAGGUCCGCCCAAUUCCUCAAUUUCCUCUUCUCAUGCCAAUAGAAAACAGCUCCAAUUAGCUCCAAUUAUUCUCUCGCCUUCAAAUUCCUCAUCUUCCUCCUCUCCUAGCCAAAGAGUUCAGUUUGCUGAUACAAGACGUUCUGGAUCAUUCUCCUCACUCACCUAUACAAAUUAUAUGAAUUCCAUGGAUUCAAAGUUGAGAAACUCUCCAUCCUCUUCACCAGCCAAUUCUCCAAGAAGAUUUUCUAGUUCUUCAGCUCCUUCUAAUUCUCCUCGUUCUGCAACUUCAACAAGCAUCAGCAGUGGAAGAAAGAAGUUAACAAUUAGUACUCCUUCUUCACCUUCAAGCUCUUCUUCAUCUAACGGUUCUCCUACUCAUCAUGUGAGUAAUGUAAAGUUUCAAUCAACAUCCAAUUCAUCUUCUCCUUCAACACCAUCCUCUAGACCAAUGUCCCUUUUUGAAAUGUAUAACAACUGCAAUAGUAAUUCACCUAAAUCUCCAUCAAGAAGUGACUCUUUCAGAACACACAAGGAUUUCAGUUCGAGCAAAUCCGAUUCAAAGAGCAUGAAGAAUCUUUAUGCCUCAAGAUUUGGUUCGAUAUUCAAUCCUUCUCUCAAUACUGCUAUUCAAAUUCCAUUGUUGAGUGUUACUCAGCCAGACGCUCCACCUUCCUAUGUUUAUUAUCCAAAGACUAAUAGAUCAACUCAAUACUUGGAUGUUCGAUAA
Messenger RNA from Naegleria gruberi, 1173 nucleotides. RefSeq lists its product as uncharacterized. Bases 1 to 1173 code for a protein of 390 amino acids. The transcript has a single exon. Lineage: Eukaryota; Heterolobosea; Eutetramitea; Acrasida; Naegleriidae. The record is from RefSeq and is a predicted model, not a curated record.